Exophiala viscosa is the source of this 2069-nucleotide messenger RNA. RefSeq names its product polycomb protein EED. The transcript has 2 exons. Gene Ontology annotation, molecular function: protein binding; nucleosome binding. The record is from RefSeq and is a predicted model, not a curated record. Bases 240 to 1871 code for a protein of 543 amino acids. Gene Ontology annotation, cellular component: ESC/E(Z) complex. Gene Ontology annotation, biological process: heterochromatin formation; negative regulation of transcription by RNA polymerase II. Lineage: Eukaryota; Fungi; Ascomycota; Eurotiomycetes; Chaetothyriales; Herpotrichiellaceae.
UGUGCUAUAGCAGACCAGCUGUAGAGCGAGGAGGUUCGUCAAGAACAGGAGUUAAGCCUCGUAGUUGAGUGCAUACUUUAAGAAAUCUUUUUUACAGGUCGGCAGCCAGGACGCAUUCUCCUCCACCAGCAAACUUCAAGCACAACAACACGACCAACCACGCGCUGCCACCACCUUCAACUUCUUCUAGAUGCAAAUCGCCCGACAUUUGCCUCCGCUUGGUGCUGUGUUGCGAUACUAUGGCCUCUCAGGCAGUUUCAAGACAGUCCUUCAUUCUACCAAAGCUCAAACACAAAUUCAAAUCUGAACCAGAGACGGAUCGCUUCGCAUUUUAUGAUGUCAAGUUCUAUCCGUAUUCGCGACCUCCAAUUGAGGAGCCUGUGUUCGCGGUCGUCAGCCAAAGAAAGGUAUACAUUGGUCGUCUGUCCGCUCAGAGCAAUGCCAGCAUGACCAUGUUGCACGAGUUGGUGGAUCAACAGGAAACAGAUGAUCCCAACUCCCCUGGUCUGAACUCAUGUUCAUGGUGCUACAUUGACCAACAGAGACCUCUUCUGGCGGUGGCAGGAGGAUCCGGUCAAUUGAAAGUCAUCGAUGCGGUCGAGGGAGACCUGUUCACGACAUUGGUCGGCCACGGUCAUGGAACCAUCAAUGACAUUGCCACUCAUCCGCGUUACCCAUGGAUUGUCGCGACCGCUUCGAUGGAUAAGAGCCUUCGAAUAUGGGAUCUACGACGGCAUGCAAACCGCUACGAAUCAUCGACCAUCAUCAUAUGUGGUCAAGCAACAGGACACUGUGAAGGUGUAUUGUGUGUAUCCUGGCAUGCCAGUGGCCGCUAUCUGGUCACAGGCGGUCACGAUCAGAGAAUAUGUGUCUGGACGAUACCUGACCUAGAUGAUAAAUCAAGCUUUUGGCAACAUAUUUCUCCAGAGCACAGAAAGCGAAGCUCCGAUGAUGUUUUCACGAUAUAUUAUCCUCACUUUGUCAGCUCAGCAGUGCAUUCCAACUUUGUGGAUUGUGCAAAAUUCUUUGGUGAUUUGAUCAUAUCAAAAGCCGCAAACGAGAACAAGCUUGUGCUUUGGAAAGUGACCGGGUUUGAUUCUCGACUUCCUCCUCCCGACUCUACAACCGCACCCAAGGUCGAAGAAUACCUCGACACACGAAAUGGUUUCAUGCGAUCCAUCAUCACCAGAGCUGAUGGAGUGGCCAAUGUGGAUGUGGCGAAAGAGCUUGAGGACCAGCCUCUAUACGAGAGGCUGUUGGAAUUCGAGACCCCACGAAUCGAACAGUUCUAUCUUCGGUUUGGCCUCUCAAUGCCGUCGGCAGCCUAUCCAGAUCUCCACCCAGUCCUAGCGUUUGCUAAUGCGCACUCCGAAUUGCGCUUCUGGGACCUGGAGCGACUGGCCCUCGGACAUGCUGGAAGCCUCGAGGAUGGUAAAAAUGUACAACCAACGAAAAGGAAACAGAAAGGGAUUGCACGCACUAUCAAGCCGCAGGACCGGCUAAAACGUACCAGCAGCACUCCGAACCUGUACAAAGAAGAGUCGCCAGUCUCAUUGGACUCAACCCCAAGUUCUGGGUUGUGGCCCAGGCAGAGCUCGACUGAAGCAACUAGCGAAACAUCAUAUGCGGUAGUCACUCCUCAAUUUCUUCGAGACCGCGAUCGAUACCCCAUCCACAACGCGCAUGAGCCCCUCAAGCCUCACGCCAAAGUCUCACUGGUCGAGUUGCAAUUUAAGAACGUUGCAUACUUCAAUGCCAGAGCUGCUGACUGGAGCCCUUGUGGCAGGUGGUGUAUAGUGGCCGGUGAGUCCGCAAGAGUGUCUUCUACAGGAGUUGAAGGUAUUGGGGGGUUUGCGGUGCUAUAUCGAUGAGUCCAUGGUUUCUAAGCCGGAAAAUCCCACGCUGCAGCAAGAGAUUUAGAGAGAAAGUUUUGACGCCGCUGAUGACAGAAGGGCUCGGGGGCUUUUAGUUAAAGAGUACCACAGUAUCGGGUACCUGCAGAUUAUAUGGACCUUGUGGGGAGUUUUGUGUGUUCCCAAUGUCCCUAACAAGCCAGCCCCUCCUUAAAC